Messenger RNA from Symbiodinium sp. CCMP2456, 1827 nucleotides. The record is from the annotation of a GenBank genome assembly. NCBI's taxonomy places the organism in Eukaryota, Dinophyceae, Suessiales, Symbiodiniaceae.
AUGGACCAGCAGUUGAUCGCGGGUGUCAGCAGUGUGGCGCUGGCUUUCCACCUACACGCGACAUGUGGAGGUCAUUGGUGCGGAGUGUCGCAGGCACUCGGGAAAGGGACGACAUGCGACCAGCCACCGCUCAGUGAGAGUGAGAUCACACGUUUGGAGGAAGACCUUGUGAAGGUGCGAAUACAGAUGUUCAAGAAGCUAUCGCGAGUGUUGGUUCAUUGUGCCUUCUGCACCGUGCUGGUGUUGCUGGUGGAGAUUGCGUGGGAGCCGAACGCUUAUUCGGCAACUUUGCUGGCUCUUGCCAUUCUGACAUAUGUGAUCUACCAUCUGGUGAAUUCGGGUCGCGUGGAGGUCACUGACCGGCUUCUUAGGCCGCUAUGCCCUGUCCUCAACGGUAUUAUCAUGACAGCUCUUGUGGCCAGUGCCUAUGUGAGUCAGACCGAACGGGACUACAUGGCAAGGUUUGGGCUCUGCUCGGGGGGUCAGAUCCUCCUGGGCGUCGUCUUCGGCCCUCGGAGAACCAUCACCCUUUCGAUUGGCUACACUACGUCCUUUUGCUGGAGCAUGGCCGUGACCUAUGGCUGGAAUGCGAUAUCUCCUUUGUUCCUCCUUCAACAGGCCUUCCAAGCUGCAAUCGGAAUCAUGGUGCCCGGCUUCGUCGAGUUCGCUCUGCGUGAGCGCAUCGUUGCCUCCAUCCGGUCUAAAGAUUCCGACUCAUUGAUCUUUGGCUUCCGCCAGAUGCUGAAGGGCAUUUGCGAUGGGGAGCUGCUUCUUGACAGUCAACUCCGAGUUUUCGGCAACACAGCGUGCCUGCAGCGGCUGCUUGCCACCAAGAAGGACUUCCUCGGGUGCCCGCUGCAGGAGCUCAUUGACGGAGACGAUGAUGUUGAGAAGUUCGAGAAGUUCAUUGCCGCCUCCCUCGAGGAGCCGGGUGCUGAAAGAGGCGAGAGCGAAAAGAGCGCUCCACGCUGUCUGCGCGUGCCCCUGAAGUCCCCGGCGGGCCGGAUCGUCAAAGUAGACGUGUGCCAUGUCCUGCUGCCGCAGCUCUAUGGCAGAAAGGAGUUACACCAUCUGCUAUCGCUUACGGAAGAUACUGAAUCUCGCCAGCCAGAGGCGAUGGCGCUGAAGCACGCCGAAGCGCAGCUGGAAGUCUUGCGACAAGUCAGGGGCGCCUACCCAGCGAGUCAGUCUGCUGGCUCCGUGUCCAGCUGCGAGACAUUUAUCGAGAGCUUUGAGGAGCUCGCUGAGAUGACUUUGGUCUUAAAUGGGAGCACAGAGCUCAUCGAUAUUGAGGAAGCCCACUUCCGAUUCCACCGACACAGCAGCGAACAGAAGUUAGGCCUAGGCAUGCCGACUCUGAAACGCUUCGCACGGCCGCUGGACUGGCAGGGCUUCUCGUCCUUCCUGCGCCGCUACUCCCGGCAGGUGGCCAAGGGGAAGUCACCCCCUGAGCAGAGCAUGAAUGGCAUCACGUUGCGUUUGCCCAGCGACUCGAGGAAACACCUCUUCGCCCGGCAGGGCAGCCUGAGCUCCCCCUUCGUGCGGAAUGCGCCAUCAGAUCCUGUACAUCUCAUCUUGGCACUGUCGGACUUCCGAGGGGAGCGACCACAGGAAAUACAUCCACGGCUCGAAGGUGUCGAUGAGCACCAGUCCGCGCGGUCGCAUCGAAGUCGCAAAUCACAGGAACGACAUCCACGGUUUGCGGGCGUUGAUGAAGUCCAGUCUCCACAGUCGUUAGACACAGAUGAGACUGGCAACCCAGGGAAUGCACGCGGGUCCAGCGAGAGUUUGGGAGCCUUGCCUGAUCAGGACUUGUCUCCUACUUGA